Molecule: messenger RNA, 651 nt
Organism: Ctenocephalides felis (cat flea)
Lineage: Eukaryota; Metazoa; Arthropoda; Insecta; Siphonaptera; Pulicidae
Gene: awd
Product: nucleoside diphosphate kinase
Exons: 2
Coding region: 88-594 (168 amino acids)
Biological process (GO): UTP biosynthetic process; CTP biosynthetic process; GTP biosynthetic process
Molecular function (GO): nucleoside diphosphate kinase activity
Source: RefSeq, a predicted model, not a curated record
ACGAAGAAGACAUUAGUGACGUUUCUGAAAACCGGCAAUUCGUCGGCGUCAUCUUGCUUAUUCUACCAGUUUGCUUGCCGAGAUCGUAUGAUCUGUACUCUGCUUUCAUUUUUUUCAUUAUUUUCAAGAGCAAUGGCUGAAGCACGCGAAAGAACUUUCAUUAUGGUGAAACCCGAUGGCGUCCAAAGGGGUUUGGUAGGAAAAAUCAUCAAACGAUUCGAAGCUAAAGGAUUCAAACUUGUAGCAAUGAAAUUCAUGUGGCCAUCAGAGGAGCUCUUGAAGAAACACUAUGCCGAUCUUUCUGCCAGACCUUUCUUCCCUGGACUAGUUAAAUACAUGAGCUCUGGCCCUGUUGUCCCCAUGGUCUGGGAAGGCACUAAUGUUGUAAAAACUGGUCGUGUUAUGUUAGGAGCUACAAAUCCAGCUGACUCGACCCCAGGAACCAUCCGAGGAGAUCUCUGUGUGGAAGUUGGCCGCAAUAUUCUCCAUGGAUCAGAUGGUGUAGAAAGUGCCAAGAAGGAAAUUGCUUUAUGGUUCACUGAAAAGGAAGUAAUCUCCUGGACCCCAGCUCAUGAAUCAUGGGUUUAUGAAUAAAUGUGAUAAUUUUUGAAUUUUGUAUAAGCUGCAUUUAAAUAAAAAUAUUGUUGAAAU